GAGAAAAUGGCCUUUGCCAAUUUUCUUCUUACCAUUCUCUUAGUGUUACCUUCAUUCCAAGAUUUACCUGAUGUUAAUCAAAACUUAAAUACUCAACCGUUCAUUUCACUUGUCUGUUUAGGCACUGAUAACAACGAUUUAUGCCUCUCAAAUAUUCAAACCGAGCUUCAAAACUUAGGGCCUCAAACCCCAUCGUCAGUUUUGCAUGCUGCAUUGAGGACCACGCUUAAUGAAGCUAGACGAGUCAUUGAAACCAUGUCAAGGUUCACUGGUUUGUCCGCGAGUUAUCGUGAACAAAUGGCCAUUGAAGAUUGCAAGGAACUCCUCGAUUUCUCCGUGUCCGAAUUGGCCUGGUCUUUAGCCGAGAUGAGAAAGAUUCGUGAUGGUUAUAAUAGUGGUGAAUCUGAAGGGAACUUCAAGGCUUGGUUAAGUGCUGCGUUGAGUAACCAAGAUACCUGCCUCGAAGGCUUCGAAGGCACCGACCGACACCUCGAGAGCACCAUCCGAGGCAGCGUGAAACAAGUUACGCAACUCAUCGGCAAUGUUCUAGCUAUGUACACUCAGUUACAUAGCUUGCCUUUCCGAUCGCCUCGCAAUAGCACUUCCACAACGAAUGCAGGCUCGGAAUUUCCGAAAUGGAUAACCAAUGGCGAUCAAGAGCUUCUACGGACUCAUUCAAGUCACAUCCACGCAGAUGCCGUCGUGUCUCUGGAUGGGACCGGACGUUAUCUGACGAUAACCGAUGCCAUCAACGAUGCUCCGAGUUAUAGUAACAGGAGGUACGUCAUUUACGUGAAGAAGGGAGUUUACAAGGAGAACAUUGACAUGAAGAAGAAGAAAACCAAUAUUAUGCUCGUCGGAGAUGGAAUCGGACAAAUGGUUGUGACAGGGAACCGUAAUUUCUUGCAAGGAUGGACGAUGUUUCGAACCGCAACCGUUGCUGUUUCUGGAAAGGGAUUCAUAGCAAGAGACAUCACGUUUCAAAACACGGCCGGACCGGAGAACCACCAGGCCGUCGCUCUCCGGGUGGAUUCCAAUCAAUCGGCUUUCUUUCGAUGCAGCAUAGAAGGCUAUCAGGACACCCUCUACAGCCACUCCCUCCUCCAAUUCUACCGUGAGUGCAACAUUUAUGGCACCAUAGACUUCAUUUUUGGCAAUGUUGCAGCUGUUCUCCAGAACUGCAAGAUAUUCACUCGAGCCCCUUUACCACUUCAGAAGGUGACGAUCACCGCUCAGGGACGGAAAAACCCGAACCAGAACACCGGGUUUUCUAUCCAGAACAGUUAUAUUUUAGCCACUCAACCGACUUAUCUAGGGCGGCCGUGGAAGCCGUAUUCGAGGACGGUUUAUUUGAACACUUUCAUGAGUGGCCUGGUGCAGCCUAGAGGGUGGCUCGAGUGGUACGGGAACUUUGGUUUGAACACACUUUGGUAUGGCGAGUAUAAGAACUACGGCCCUGGUGCUUCGUUGUCCGGACGGUUUAAAUGGCCUGGCUACCACAUUAUCCGAGAUUCUUCCACCGUGGAUUACUUCACCGUUGGGAGGUUCAUUAACGGCCGGUCGUGGUUGCCGGCAACCGGGGUCAAGUUCACCGAAAGUCUGACCAAUUAGAUGAUUUUUUUAUUUAAUGCAUGGUGUUAUAUACUAGGAGUAUUUUUUAGUGGCUGUAUUGAUUGGUUACCCGUAUAUUUACGUGAAGAUCAGAUAUCUGGCAGCUUCGUCAUUCAUGAUCGAUUAUAUUUGAUUUCUAAAGUAGUUAUUUG
Molecule: messenger RNA, 1763 nt
Organism: Hibiscus syriacus
Lineage: Eukaryota; Viridiplantae; Streptophyta; Magnoliopsida; Malvales; Malvaceae
Product: putative pectinesterase/pectinesterase inhibitor 22
Exons: 2
Coding region: 7-1611 (534 amino acids)
Biological process (GO): cell wall modification
Molecular function (GO): pectinesterase inhibitor activity; pectinesterase activity
Source: RefSeq, a predicted model, not a curated record